AUGGGGGGAGACCAUAAGUGCCCGCUCUGUUCGGCAACUUUCACGCGACCUCAACAUGUCGGUAGACAUCUUAGAGCUCAUACGGGUGAUAGACCCUACGAGUGUAAAGAAUGUCCAUUGAGAUUCGCAAGAAGUGAUCUACUCUCUCGACACGUCAACAAAGCUCAUAAAUCACCUGACGAAAAUGCACCUCAAGAUAAGAAGCCUAACAAGAAAGGUAGAAGGAAAUCUUUCCCUGCUUCAGCAAUGAAGAAACCGAAUGCCAACAAUCAAGCCAACGAUGAUAACCAUAUCAACCAAGUCAAGGAUAAACCCAGAAGCGCAAGUUUGAAUCAACAACCACAACCUCAACUUCAAGCUCAAAAGAUGUAUCCCCAUCAUCCACUACUGGCUGGAUCAUCCGCCUCGACAUCAUCAAAUGGACCGAUGCAAGUUCAGACAUGGAGUACAAACCCCUCUCAAGCUUUCGCUACUACUGCAGGAAUGACCAACCUGUCUUCAUCCCCUUACGGUCAAACCUUUGUCAAUCCAGUCACUGGUACUGGUAAUCCCAAUGCUAUCUUAGGAAAUCUCACAUACCCUGCCAAUCCCAAUAACAACAAUCUGCUGCCGACUUUCGAUCCGCCUUUCACAGCGGCGCCAAUGAAGAUCACUGGUUCAGAGCAAGGCUAUUCAUCUAUCGGGCAAGUCCCUCUGAACAAUAGUAGUGGUAUCCUAUAUGAAUGGGGAUUUAAGAAGAGAGCAUGCGAUCAAUGUAAUCACUCGAAAGUCAGGUGUGACUUUGCGGAUCCUUGUCUACGAUGCACUCAUCGAAACAUCAAGUGUUCUUACAACAAGACCCAAAGGUCUCGCACGGCUGGAUAUCUGCUAGUGCCCAGCCACACGACCGCUCCUGCUCAAACAAAUAUGGGUCACAACGACCAAACUGGCAGUGCGAUCACAACCUCACCUCAAUCACAAUUUUCAUCACCUCAUUCCACGGGCAGUCCCGUCGCUACUACCCGAGCUACUAACCAUCAUCAACGGAAUAACUCGGUGUCAUCGCUUCCGGGUAAUUUAUCUGUACCAGCGUCAACCAUCCCACAUCAACAAUGGGGAAGUGUCCCUCAAAUCCAGCAAUCAGCAACGAUCAACAAUUGGCAACCAGUGCAAAGUGGCUUCAGCCAACCUCUCUAUCCGAGCCUCCCCGUUGGAACUGCCCCUGGAAGCAUCACCGGCGAGAUCGUACCAUCUCCUGCUUCCAUGAACGUCCCACUGCAAGGUGCCGAGACUUAUCAAGCACCCACAAAAUAUCAGGGAGGCAAUACCGUAUCUCAGAACGCUUCUCCUCAACAGGAUACAGCCAGCACCCCUUCCUUGACCAACAAUACCACCAGUCCCCCAGAUAUCGACGAGCCUUUCGAACGAAGGAGCAGCUACACUGGGACGACUGGAGGCUUCUUAUCUGGACAAGAAUGGCAGAACCAGAACAAGCAGCUCAAGGGAACAAACGUUGCUCCAACUCUUCAAACUCAUAACAGCGAUCCUGCUCAGAUUGUUCCAUCCAGUUCGUCCCCUGUCCAUUAUUCUCCGACCCAAAGCAGUCAGUUGUCUACCAGCGCUCCUUUCGGUGCAGAAUAUACAUAUCAAUGGCCACCUCAGGCUUCGCAACUCAUCGAUCCUGCCUGGCAAGCCCGUCAAGAUAUCAUUUCUGAUGACGAAAAUGCUUCUGCUCUGAGUUCAUCUGCUCAUUCGACUUUCCUUGAUCUCAACGAUGCUCAGUUCGCUCCUUCCCAACAGCAUCGUCGAAGAUCAAGCGCUGGACAAUGGACCAACGCCUUGGCGCAGAUGUCGCUGCAAGAUAACCUCAGUAGUACGGAGUCUUCAGUUAUCCCUCUACCUGAACCGUAUUCAGCUGGCGGCUCUAUGGGAUCCUCGAUGUCCUCCGAUGGAUCUGCACCAGUUGGGGUUCCUCAAGGCUCGGCUAGACGACCCACGUUCCCCACUUUGACGGGUGUGGCAGAAGAACCUGAAUCGGAAGCUCAACCGAUGCCGAGCCUUUCGGAUGUGAAAGAUCUCUGGAGGUUGUUCAUGGCUGAACCAAUGACUGGACUUACACCCAUGGGCGAGAAGCACAACGAUCUAGAAUUGAACACGAACAAUGGACCUUUGAUUACUCCUCGACCAGGAAUGGGUAAGAGGACAUUGAGUAAAUCCAACUCCAUGCCUGAUCUCCAAUCGCCAAUGAUCAAUGGACCUCAAUUCUUUAACAACUUCCUGAGUGGAUUGACACCUAGACCUGCCGAGCCGCAAAAUUCGUAUCUAUUCAAUCAACAACCUGCUGCCGGUGGGAUGAACGCUAAUGAUGAUGCGGAUAUCGGUAAAUGGAGUAAAGAAAUUCAACAACGUCAAUCGUCUUUCUCCCUCAGUGGUCAACCGAGCAGCAAAUUGGGUAAAAGCAAUUCACAAUUGUCCUUCAACGGUAACAAUCACAAUGACCUCAAGGACAAGAACAACAAGAUGUCGCCACCACAGUCACAAACAAACAGUCGUCAAAAGCCUAAUAGACCAUUACCAAGUGUAGUCCAACGUUCUUCGGCACUUGAACAGACUUUAGCACCGGAACGUAUCCCUUCCUUCGGUAUACCUCAAUCUCUCUUGGAUACCAACAAUAAUCAGUUCAUCCGUCAACAACAUCAAAAGCAACAGAUGUUAAGUGGUGUUCCACCUCAUAUGGCUCGACCAGGAAAUAAAAGAUUGGCAUCUCAGACUCUGGUUCCUGGUGAAAAUGGAAAGAAAACUACUUUUACUCUUUAUGAUGAGAUUGAACCGCAAAUUCAAACUCAAGCUCAAGUGCAAAGUCAUACGAGUACACAGGCGAACUCAAUGUUUUAUCCAAAUUGGAGUUUGAAUCCUCAACCGAUUAGCAAAUAG
Messenger RNA from Kwoniella mangroviensis CBS 8507, 2913 nucleotides. RefSeq lists its product as uncharacterized. NCBI's taxonomy places the organism in Eukaryota, Fungi, Basidiomycota, Tremellomycetes, Tremellales, Cryptococcaceae. Gene Ontology annotation, biological process: regulation of DNA-templated transcription. The transcript has 4 exons. Bases 1 to 2913 code for a protein of 970 amino acids. Gene Ontology annotation, molecular function: zinc ion binding; DNA-binding transcription factor activity, RNA polymerase II-specific. The record is from RefSeq and is a predicted model, not a curated record.